This is a messenger RNA of Dermacentor andersoni, 6574 nucleotides long. It is a transcript of the gene Cep97, whose product is annotated as centrosomal protein 97kDa. Gene Ontology annotation, molecular function: protein binding. Lineage: Eukaryota; Metazoa; Arthropoda; Arachnida; Ixodida; Ixodidae. The record is from RefSeq and is a predicted model, not a curated record.
GAAUGUUUCAGACGAUCCGCACGUUUUGGACAUGUCCAAUCGAGGUCUCAAAAAACUCGAAAAAAGGGAUGGCGUCGGUAUCGAAAAGGUAUUUCUGGACCACAACGAGCUUUCCAAGUUGGAUAACAUUGACUGCUUCCUUGACGUCCAAAAACUCUCUGCCAGCCACAACCAGAUCACACGGAUGUACUCGCUGGCCAGGCUAUCGCAGCUCUCAAGCAUUGAUCUUUCUAACAAUCUCAUUAUCUGCAUUGAAGCGCUCAAGGAUCUUAAGUACCUGGUCUCAGUAAACCUCUCGAACAACAGGAUAAAGAGUCUUCAAAGCAUCCAGUACUCUACUACCCUUGUGUACUUGGACCUGUCCGGGAACUUGAUACCUUCACUGAUUGACCUCACAUCAUUGACUCGAUUAAAAACACUCCUUUUGAAGAGAAACGAGAUUACAACACUGCAAAAGGCACAAGCGUACCUUCCAAGUGGACUCUGUGUCUUCUCAGUUGCAGAGAACAAAAUUACUGACCUCACAGAGGUGUCCUUCCUUUCCCACCUCUCUUCUUUGGAGAGCUUCUCUAUCGGUGGAAACCCCUGUGUCAACAUGACCGGAGGCAUUGUUGGUUUUGACUACCGGCCCUACGUCAUCAACUGGUGUCUCGGUCUCAGAGUCCUGGAUGACUUUGUUGUCACACAGAGGGAAAGCCUAAAGGCCGAGUGGUUGUACAGUCAAGGCAAAGGGCGCUGUUUCCAUCUGGGCGACCACCUGGCGCUUGUUGAGUACCUGUCACAAGUCUGCCCACUUACUGGUGCCGACCAGAUGGAAUCUGAGGACGAAGAGCGCAUCUCGCGCAUCCUUCGGAUGCAGCGCCAGCACCGAGAGCAGCUGCUACACGAGAUGUCGCCUGCGGCCGCAGCCGCCGCCGCUGCCGCCGCCGCUGCUGCCGCUGCUGCAGGCCCUGUGCAAGACAACUCAAGGCACCACCACCAUCACACGCCGUCUGGAAACCGCAGGCCCAAGAGCGCCGUCGGAAGACUGCCAUCAUCACGACAGGCUAGCCUCGCCAAGGACAAAUGGUCCGACUUCUCUACGAGCGAGGACGAGCGGAGCGGCUCGGUGUUCGACCCGUUCCCCGACCUGCUGGCGCACUCGGACGAGGGGCCAUCGAGGUCGCAGACUCAGUGCCAGCUGGGCGACGCCUCCGAAAUGCUGGGUGCUGAGCUGACCCGGUCUGCGAUGGACCCCCAUAGCCCAGUCUCCAUUGAAAGAGUCUCCUCGGACGCCAACGAGAGGAGCAGACAUAGGCGUUCCCGCAAGGAUGACAUCAUGACGCGAUCCGUUCCGGAAUUCCGUUCAGACGGAUCACCGGUUUUGCACAACUACGGAAAGUCUUACGGCAGGACAUCUCCGCGGGCCAUCCCCGUCCGCAAGGUGUCCUCCAAGAGGACGGAGCCUCCCUCGUUCGCCGGCGGAGGAAGCGGCAUGUCGUCGACGCGCAGCUUCGACGGGUGCGCCGGGGGCGGCAGCAGCACGCCGACGGCCCCGGCGGCGGCAAGCCGGUUGCACCAGCGCAGCCCCUCCGACGGGGGCCUGAGCCGGAGCGCCAGCUUCCGCACGCCGGCGGGCCGAUCGCCCUACGCCACGGUCGCCACCGCGUCGCCGCGAAAGACCCAGCGAUCCUCGUCCGUCUCGGCCGCCUGCCCGCUCGCCUCCUCCUACUCCUCGGCAGCCUCGCCGCACAAGGCUCCGACCAGGACGGCUUCGAAGUACUGCAAUGGGCCAGCCUACGCUCCAGCCACUCAAGGCAACCUGAAUGCCGCCGCCGCCAACAACAACAACAACAACAACAACAACAUCAACAACAACAUAGAUGUGCUGUCCCUGGUGGAGAGUGACCCCCUGCUGAAGCAGCGCAGCCAGGCUGUCGGCCUUGAGGUGCUGGACAGGGCAGCUGUACGCAUCCAGGCACUUUGGCGAGGCUACCGCACUCGCAACCACAUGAGUCGCGUGCGGCGUGCCUGUCAGGAGGUGCGGUUGCGCCGGCUCGAGGAAUGCGUGCUGGAUGUCCAGUCCAAAGUGGCGGCCACUGAAAAAACAUUGCUCAGGCAGCAGAAAGAAAUGGAAGAAGAGAGAAAAUUCAGGAAUGCAAACAAGGAGGCUCUGGACAGGCUGCUAAAGCAUAUGGACCAACUGGAAACACACAUUGCCAAAGUGUAUCAGCAGCACUUACUGCUCCAGCAGCAGCUGGCGCACCAUUUCGACAGUGUCUUCAAGCCCAUCCACAGCGAGCCACAGUCAGAGUCGUCGUCAUCCGAGGCAACUGUCGGGAACAGCGCAUCCACCGCUUCAUCUGCUACGAGUCAUUCACCUGCCAAAGGCACCACACCAAAGCACCUCGAGAAAGAUGCUGGAAAGCAAAGUGGCCAAGGAGACAUUUCAGGGCGUGCAGAACAGCCAAAGCCAGAGCGGAAGCCAGAGUCCAGCCAUCAUUCGAGCCAUGAGCAAGUGUCGGGCGAUACAAUGAGUGCAGAUGACACGUCUUGUGCGAGCUUCUCAGAUGCUGAGGUGCACUCAAGCAAAACUGAAGCAGCAUCAGACACUAAACGACAAACGCCAGCAAGCCUGGAAGCUGCCUGCCUGACAGAAGUAAAUGACAGGCUGGCGAGGUUGGAAGCUGUCAUAAUGAAGCUGGCCAUCCCAGACAGCAGCAUGGAGCACUUGGGUGCUGCAUUUGCCAAGCCAUGAAGAAUUGCAGCGCAGUUUCACAUUCUCCUCUGUGGUUUCUUCGCUGCACAAAACUCCUGCACUGUUCUACAAUACUUGCACUGCUGCGCUUUCUUUUACCGCUCCAGUUCCGAGAUGUUUGCAUUGGAAAGCUGCAGAAGGAAAAAAAAAGGUCUCUUGUGUUUUCUACUCAAGCCAUUGCAUCAAAUAUUUAUUUUCUCUGUAAUUAUUGUAUACAAAGAAUUUUACCUCGCUGUAUCAUACAAGGCUUUGUAACUUGGUGCUUCAGCGUUUUUUCACACAAUCGCUCAUUACACGAGGAAAGUUGGCAUAAUUGGCAGUGCUCGAGAACGUGCCCUCGAGGCUUUCGCGAUUGUCGCAUCUGUGUUACCAUGCAAUGGUGAAAGAGAAACUGAUUUGGACUCUCCCCUUUAGGUGCCGUUCAGUUCGAAUAAGUCGGGCCUCAUUACAAUGCAGUCGCCACUGACAUGAAAAUGCCAUUGUUGCAUCCAAUGCACGUUAUAACCAUGUAUUCAUUGCAUGCCGAUAUCGGCAAGAAACAUCUUGCUUUGUUACAUCCAAAAAUGUAUUGCGUACCAACUCGCCCAGCUAUCGUUUCUUCUGCAUUAUAUAUUCGUCACACUGAUAUAUUCCUUCUGUAAGAAAAGUUUGCAUUUGUUCGACCAAUUUAUGACGACAUGGUGCAGAAACAAACUGAUAUCUUCUGAACUGCAGGUACUCUGCAAUUGACAAGUGGAGCUAGCAUUUGCACUGCCAAACCAACUAACCACGUGUGAAUUUCAGCAUUCCAAGUUUUGCCCAGUUCACCACACAACCACCCGGUAGCAUUUGUUACAAGCUUUUCAAUUCACGAGAUGUUUGCUAGGGAGAUGCUAUUUUAAUGCCACUCUAUAUUUAGUUCUGUUGAGGCAAUGCUCAUUUUGUCAUUUUAUGUGCUGUCUUCUGUAGCUUGUUUCUUUUUGCUCAAAUUUAUGUGUUGUGGUAGUCAUUGUGCUGUCUCUGCUGUUAAUGCCAGCAGGCAAGCAGCUUUAAGCGAAUAUUUUGGUUGUUUCUUAUGUUAAUCGUCAAGUUGUCAUCGAUGCAAAAGUUAUUUAAUAAAUUAAGCUAGUUAUUGAAAACCUUCAACUUAAUUUUAUUCAUAAAAGCGAAACUGUUCUUGGAUUACAGUGCGAGGCAUCGUGUUUUUAGUACAUGCAAAUCAUGUCUCUCCACUCCAGUAACAAGGUUCUGGCUGCAAAGCAGUCACAGUGGAGCCCCAAUUAUACAUCCAGGCAUUUAGUGCAGCUUUCUGAAUUUCUACAGAGAUUGGGCGCAGGCCUGAUGAUCUAUUCAUAGGUAGUCAGCACUGGAAUUUAUGGCAGUGUUAUGUCAUGUGGUCUAACACAUAAAGGAAUCUCAGGGCAUACAAGUGUUCAUGUCCUAGCUAAGACUGCAUUUCAUUAGCCUCAUGGCAACUAUUCACAGGUGCACUCAAACGUGGAACUCCAAAGAUUGCUGCAUUUGAGUGCUACUGAAGACUGUGCAUGUCUGCACACAUCAAGGCGUGCGUCAUUUGAGUUUUCUCAUUUCUUUCAAUGCCAAACAGACCACUUUUUCCACACUUGCAGUACUACAGGGCCUUGUUCUGUCCUUAAAUAAUCAAGUGCUUUCUCUGCUACGUUAAUGUUGGUGACUAAAAGGAAACCAUUUAUUUGUUAAGCUGCUUCCAAGUGCAGCACUUCUUCAGUUUGCAACUAGAUUACGCAUUCAACAUUUGUUCAUUGUAAGACCAUGGAUCAAAGCUUAUUGUUUUCAUUUUGAAUUGGUACUUGAUUAUUUCAGCUGUUUACUCACUGCCCACCCCCUAAGCUUGAUCAUUGAUUCUGCGAGUUCCUGAAGACCGGUAUAAUUUGGCUUCCAUUGUGCCGCUUGUGUCCACAGCUCUUACGAGGAACCACCGCUUGUACCUUAGCAGUUCCUUGAUGAGGCAAACUACUUCCUCGAACGAAGGAGAACUGUGGUUUGGAUUGGUCCUUAAUGUGCUGUGAUCUCUUUCGUAUUCCAUUCGAGCACAAGUCUCAUCACGCUGGAAAUAAAGCCACGCGUUUAUUGGCUACUGAAAGCAUCAAACUGCUACUUUACAGCAUGCUAAUUAUUUUGUAAUAACAUUUGGAGAUGGUGGAUGCUCGAUGACACUCUAUCCAGAAGUACCGAGGCCAGUGGGCAUGAACCGAUCUGGUACAGAAGGCUUGUGCACAACAAGAAUACAGAAAGGGCUCAAGGAUAUUUGGAAUACAGCACCAGCUAUUUGAGCAUUUGCACAGCAAGAGCAGCUGCCUGAACAUUCUUCACCCAAAGCUGCUCGUGUCUGUCUGCUUACAUUGUUUGUGUAUCAAAAUGCAGCAUGUACGAAAGUAAUAUACAAAUGUGCAUAUAGUUGCUUGAAGUAUCUGCAACAUGCUACAAACACUUGAGGUGCAUAUACUGCAAGGACAUGUUGCGCACGCUUGAAGCUGUCCCGCUCAAACACACUGCAUCUGGCCUGCACUGUUGCAAAGACAUGCACAAUCUAAAAUUACUUGUACUUGUGCAAUGCAAUUACUUAGACACAGGACAGAUUCAACAUCCUUUGAAACCAGCUCAACCCAUCUUGAAUUUCUAUCAGCGGAAGGCUGAAAAACUACUUUUUUUCUCUCAAACAUGAGAAAGCUAUGCAGAAACGACAGGAACUAAGUCUUUGCCUCAUUAUAACCACACUGUGUGGAAUAACUUUAGCAAACAAGAUGGCAGUUACAAUGAUGGGAGUACUUGUGUUACUUUUUGUUUGAAAGCAUUUAAUGCGCAAGCAAUUCAAUAAUGUAGGCGAGUGUCUAGGGUGCAAUGUUAAUGAGAAGUCUAAUUCCCGUGUCUAAACUUUGUCCCUGCCAGUUUUGACAUGACAAACAGCUCAUGGCUUAAGAUGUAGCCUGUGAAGGUCACUGCUAGGGGUACGACCAAGUACUUUAGCGGCCGCACUGUGUAGUCACGUGCGUGUUUAUUCUUGCUUCACUGUUCAUUGUAGCUAGCAGGCAUUCCAUCCAGUAGACACUCUGCAUGUUGUGGCCACCUAGAACAUAGCGUGCCAAUGUGGUUGUGCUGCUUCAAUGCAGCUACGCUGUGACCACAGUAAAACCUUGUAAUGAAGAGGGAAUGUAGCAAAGUAAUAACAAAUGUAACAAAUGUAGAUCCUAUUGAAAGCUCUGUGGUUGGAAACAUAUAAGGCUAUAGCGAAGCAACUGUUGUAACAAGAGGAAAUUCACACCUCCUUCAAUUUCAUUGCUGUAAGGUUUUACUGUAGUUUGUUAUUGCUUUUGCCUGUUCUAUCUAGUGACACCCCCCCCACCCUUUGCCACUCCCCACUUCCUAGCAGAUAUAAAAGCAGUUGCUCUGUGUGUUCAUUUGUAGUGUGUAUGGAGAGUGCCAAUAUGCAUGUGCUUUAGCGUAAAUGUCUUGUGCUGAUUUGUAGCGUGUUUCAGUAGUUUCAAGCUAUAUUUUUCAGAGCAUUCUAGUCAGAACACCUUUGCAAUGCUCUUCCAGACAUUGUGACCAAGACCGAAGGUGUCCUUCGAUUAAAUUGACCAAGUGAAUUUUUUGGCACCGAUGGUCGAGCAAGCGAUGAAUGAAUCUGCAACGCUUCUGGUGCGCAGCUCUCUGGUGUGAACAAAAGAUUUCAAGCUUGCUUAAUAGCUUGCACAUUAAUCUUGCACAAUUAUCAAGAAUGUCAUAAAGAAGUGUUGAUUUAACAAUAGCCCAGAAACUCUGAAUGCAUUGGUUUGUUACGACACCUAGCCAAGAUAAAUACAUGAAGUUUAUCUGACA